ACCACGAACGGUCACUCUUGUGGAUGACCCGUCGGCGACUUAGCGUCCACGGGGAUCGAACGGCGGAUCCUAAUUUAUGGGUAAACGAGGGCUUCUCUAGUUGCGGAUAUCUUUCUUUCCUCAGAUUCCCGUCUUCUCCUCGUUUCUCCUGGUAGUCGAUUGGACUGAGAUCAAAGCCCUCCAAGUUUCUUUUCCACAGGAAAUAGUUGUAAGCUGGAUCAAGUUGGAUUUAUCGUACAUUUAGACCAGCUACAAUGUGGUUGAACAGAGAUUCUUGGCGUUGGGCUUUGGGUUUGAUAUGCAUAGUUGCAGUAGCUACUAUAUGGAUUGCUGCUAGUUAUAUAGUUAAAUCAGUUGUAGAUUCUGGUGUUUCUCCUUUUCUAAUAACCUAUAUAUGCAAUUCAUUGUUCGUGGUACUUAUACCAAUUGUGGAGAUUUCUCGGUGUCUUGAGGAUACAUUGGAGAAUUCUUGGUACUGGUUCAGAAGCAAGAAUGAUUCAGACGGGCAACAAUCAGAUAAUCUGGAGAAUGUAAAUCUUCUAGUGGAGAGUUGUCAUGAUGCUGGACCACUUGUUAUAAUGAGUCAUAGUCAGCGGGAAAUUGUUUCUGUGGUUGAUUCUAGACUUGAAGAUUCUGUCUCUAGCAAUGCAUUCACUGAGCAAGAACGAUAUGUGAUCACUGAUGAAUGCAGGAAAGAAGUGGAUGCGAAGGGGCGCUGGACUCGCACUCGUGUAGCUAAAGUCAGCCUGCUGAUAUGCCCUUUUUGGUUCUUUGCUCAAUUGACAUUUAAUCUCUCUCUUAAAUACACGACUGUGACGUCAAACACUAUUUUGAGCAGCACUUCUAGCCUUUUCACUUUCUUGGUUGCUCUGGCAUUUUUAGGAGAAAAGUUCACAUGGGUGAAGCUAUUUAGUGUCCUUCUCUGCAUGGGAGGAACAAUAAUAGUCAGCUUAACUGAUUCAAUUUCAGGAAUUAAUGCCAUUGUGACCAACCCUCUUCUUGGAGAUAUUCUUGCUCUCGUUUCGGCAGGGCUAUAUGCUGUUUAUAUCACCCUGAUUCGGAAAAAAUUGUCUGAUGAGAAAGAGGGAGAAGGUCAAGCUAGCACCGCUCAGUUUCUUGGAUUUCUUGGUUUGUUUAAUCUGCUGAUCUUUCUUCCUGUUUCGUUAAUGUUGGAUUUCACAAAGCUAGAGCCAUUUCACAAGCUUAGUUGGAAGCAAUUUGGUCUUAUUGUUGGAAAAGGUUUGCUGGAUAAUGUGCUGAGCGAUUACUUGUGGGCGAAGGCCGUUCAUCUAACUACAACAACUGUUGCAACAGCUGGUCUCACGAUUCAGGUUCCAAUAGCUGCUGUUGUGGAUUCACUUACAGGCAAUGCUCCUCGCCUCAUGGACUACGUUGGAGCGGUUGCUGUUUUGGCUGGUUUUGCUGGGAUCAAUGUCCCAUCUGAUGAUCUCUGUGGAGCUCAAGUUAUUCAAGAGGAGCAGGAAACUACAAGCACUGUUGUGGCUGACGAGAGAUGAUAUUGAUGAAUCAAUCAACAUAUCAUCUAAGUCAUCUAUGUUCUUAUUUUCAGUUCAUCAUGUCAGCCAGCUACAUCAUAGAACAUCGAAAUCCUGGGCUGCCCGCAAUAUUUGAGCAUGAUAUGAAGGGAUUACAAGGAAGUUGCUCAGUUUGUUCCUCUACCCCAUUGUUGCUGGUUCGAAUGGAUCAUGUCUUCAACUAUACUCUGAUAUUUCGUGGGUACGACAUGAAAUUUUGUACACGUGUUUUAUCUUCUGACACACUUUUUGGAAACUGGCAAGAUUUUUUUUGUAAAAGAAAAUAUGUAAUAAUUGGUUUAAUUGAGAAGAACAUUUGAUUGCCAA
This is a messenger RNA of Musa acuminata AAA Group (dessert banana), 1862 nucleotides long. Its product is annotated as thiamine-repressible mitochondrial transport protein THI74-like. The transcript has 4 exons. Gene Ontology annotation, biological process: transmembrane transport. Gene Ontology annotation, cellular component: membrane. Bases 255 to 1517 code for a protein of 420 amino acids. The record is from RefSeq and is a predicted model, not a curated record. Gene Ontology annotation, molecular function: transmembrane transporter activity. Lineage: Eukaryota; Viridiplantae; Streptophyta; Magnoliopsida; Zingiberales; Musaceae.